Molecule: messenger RNA, 1918 nt
Organism: Mytilus trossulus (common blue mussel)
Lineage: Eukaryota; Metazoa; Mollusca; Bivalvia; Mytilida; Mytilidae
Exons: 2
Coding region: 432-1550 (372 amino acids)
Source: RefSeq, a predicted model, not a curated record
UUAAUGAAGUCUGAUGAUUUAUGAUUGAUAAAAUUCUAAUUCGUCAAAUGUACUAAUUAAAAGGUAGUUUAAAUUCUGUGCAAUUUUGAAUCAUUUUAGGAUUUCCCCAAGUAAGGGUGAGAAACGAGUGUACCUACGAAGUGUUAUGUCAAUGAAAAAUCUGAUGGACAAGUUCUUGUUCGUUUGUGUGUUAAUGAAUGGGAUUUAAAAAUAAUUACUGAACCAAAAUAACUGUCACAAUGGGAUAGUAUAGUACACACAAGACUGAAUCAGUGCGUUUCAAUACACAGAAAACAAAUAAUUUACACUUCGCUAGCAUAUGUGAAGAGAUUUGUCCACUGCCCGGAAACAUUUUGUUUAAAACAGAAAGUGAUCACAUGUUUUCUAUGACAAUACAUAAAUAUUCUAUGUUAUGAAAGAUUUUUUGUAAAAUGUCGGGAUCUGUAAGGAAGAAGACUCGCUUACGCCAAGCUGUGGCCAGACAAGAAAGUAUUCGAGAGGAGCCUAAGAAAGCUCAAUGGAGCAACCAGGAAUAUACAACAGAAGAGAUAUUAAAACAGUUCAGUUUACCGCAGAUUGUGAAAUGUAACCAGGACUCUGUUAGGAUUCGUUCUGACACUCCACUGCCUAUCAACUUUGGCAACCCACUGGUCUUUUAUGACAAAAGAACCGUUCGGAAACUGCUGGCCAAAAAUAUUGGUAUUGAUGCAGUGACAAACAAAUACCACGAGAUUAAUGAUACUAUUGUUAUACCUGCCGAUUAUGAAGGUUUAUUUCUAAGAUUGCAGUCAAGAACAUGCAAAGAUAAUACAUGCUACAGGAGUAUUGAAGCAAUGGCUAAAAAUAAUGUGCGAGCUUUCCUAAACAUGACAAAAUUUACAGCCUUUCGCAUUGGUGAAAACGUUACCACGAACGAUUAUACCAAAGUAGAUUACACUCCUGGUAGCGUGUUCAUCGUCGAUAGUGUUUGUACCGGAACUUCCAGGACAAGAAAGGAUGUUGUUCAACACAGUUAUCUUAAAUGUAAGGACGAGAAGGAUGUUCUGAUUCUAAUACCCUUCCAUCAUCCUGGGGAAUUCUCCGAGGUGUUGACAAACAAUAACAGAAUGUCAGUCAACAGUGAAUAUCUGAUUGCAAAUCAAAAGUUUCCUAUGGUUGUGCGUUUUAUAAGUAGUAAACAAAAGCCUAGGCUGAAAUCUUUUUCUGGAUUAUUCACUCUCAUAGACUCGUUUGAAGAAUCUACUGUGAUUGGAUGUGUUUUAAACCCAUCAGGAUUUACCAUGUUUGAACUGCCCGUAUCUUCACCGCUGUCGUUCCAUUUAGCAUUAAACAAUCAGGAAAUGAACCAGCAUCCUGUGGUCAAAAAUGCAUUGAAAUUGUGCGAGGCUAAAAAUAAACUAUAUGCAAAAGACAUGAAGUACAAGUUUAAAUUUGUCCAUAAAAUUGGACAGAAACAUUCCACCGUACCAGAAGAUGAUGAAAAUGACGACCCAACAAGUGCUCUGGAUAGCGCGAGGUUCGGUGUUACCAUUACUUAUCUGUAUAUUUGAUGGAGGGAUAAACCUAAAUUCGUUUAGCUGUACUGACUGUAAUGAAAGUUAAAAUUAAAUCAAAACGUGACUUUUGAAAAGGAUUUAAAAUGUGUUAACAUGCAUCUAUAAUGGUUUACUUGAGCUAUAAUGGUUUACUUUUAUAAACUAUUAUUUGGUUGGAGAGUUGUCUCAAUGGCACUCACACCACAUUUGUAAUGCUUUUGCAUCAUGGAUUAAUUCUUUACCAUAUACAUGUAUGAAGUUCGUGAUACGUCAUUGUUAUGUUCCUGGAAAUUAUAAAUUCCUGAUAUAGUAGCUCCAUGUUAAUUGUGGUGGAUAUAUUAUUUACUUUAAACCGUCUUUUAUUGAAUAAAUGUUAAAUGUUU